Westerdykella ornata is the source of this 1910-nucleotide messenger RNA. RefSeq lists its product as uncharacterized. The record is from RefSeq and is a predicted model, not a curated record. NCBI's taxonomy places the organism in Eukaryota, Fungi, Ascomycota, Dothideomycetes, Pleosporales, Sporormiaceae. The coding region runs from base 28 to 1587 and encodes 519 amino acids. The transcript is spliced from 4 exons.
AACAUCCCUUGAGAACAAAAGGUCCAAAUGGCUGAGGAGGCUGCCGCGCACCAUUUAUUGAACGUACUAGAAGAGAGGGAGCUGAAUGUCGAUCUCGACAAGGUGCUUGCGGCCUUCGAAGAUGAGGAUAUGAGGAGGGAGGCCGCGGAGUGGGUGAAUGAGUAUUUGAAUGAGGGGACAUUGUUGACGAAGGAGGAGUUUGAACUGUGUGAAGUUCUGAAGAAGAAAGGUGUUUUGCAGCAUUACAAUGGCAAAGAUGGUCCUGCGAGACCCUUUCUGGAUCACGAGCUCUACUCUGCGAUUGACGCGUUGGAGACUUCGACAGCGGCAAUUGAGCAGCAGUGUAAAGUCUUAGAAGCUCAGCGGGAUGCGUUGAUGGCGUUGAGGGCGCUGGAUAAGCCUAGUAUGGCCGCCGAACAUCUGCGAAAUGAUAGGAGGAGGAAGGAACAUCAAGAGAAAUCCAGACUCGAUAUGGCAGUAGAGGAUGCCACCACUGCCAUCAACGACCAGGUCGCCGAUACGCAGCGGGAUAUCGAUAAUGAAAAAUCGGCUCUGAAGAGCUGGAUCAAGGAACGGCUUGCCUCUGAUGACAAGAUCCUCGCCAACCUCCCCGGUAUUGUAUCCAAGAUACUUACGGAGCCCGUGGUCAGCGAGGACGAGAAGUCGGUCGAGCAGUGGUGCAAAGCCAUCGUGUCUUUCCGAACGGCAGAGAUCAAGGCUAGAGUGGACACGGUCUAUCUCCGGAGCUUGACAAAUGAUUCUCCAGAUCGACUCCCAAAUGCACCCGAAGAGGAACUGCGUCAGCGGAAAGAGGAACUGCAGGCCGAGCUCGAAACAUUGCACUCCGAGAUCUCUUCCGUUGCUGAGAUGGUGGUCGAGCAUGAACUCAGGAAGCCAAUGACUGACAUGAAGGAGCGGAAGGAGAGGGAAAGGGAGCAAGCGCGGAGUGCAUGGUUGAACUACGUUCUUUCAACCCUCGACUUCAUGGGCAAGCGUCUCGAUGUCAUCGCGGCACGCUCAGAAGAGAUAUCCGACUUCUAUCGAGCGCUCAAUCACAUCCACGCAGCAGCCAAACAGCGUCAAGAAGAGAUCACAACACAGCCGAAGUCUUCUUCACCAGUCUUGAAACGCACAGUUUCCCACUCCAAGUCCGCAUUCCCACCUAUCACACUCAAACCUACGUCAACUCUGAAUAUCCAUCCUGCGCUGCAGGACGCCCUGCGCCACGCGGGAAUCUCGUAUACCCAAGAGAACAUCGCCGCUCUAAAAGAAGCUCUCCUCACGACGCAACUCGAGCGCGAAAAGAAACUCUCCGAUCAUUACGACUCAGCUUCUUCAUCCACGCAUGAGCAACUCGCCGAGCGCUUAGGUAAAGCAGAUGCGGAAGCCAGAGUCAUCCUGGAUUCUUUGUAUGCGCAUACUCCGUUCGCGACGGUGAGGUUGAGGGAUCCAGAGGUGGAGAGGAAGAUUAGGGAGAAGGAGAGGAAGGUGGAGGAGGCGGAGAUGGGGUUGUUGAGUGCGGAGACGGGGGAGUUGGGUUUGGGGGAUGAGAGGGUGAGGGCGUUUGUGGAGAGGUUUGGGAGGUAGAUGAUUGAAGAAAGUACAAUACAAUGAUGCGAUUGUCGACUUUGGGAAUAGCCGUGAUCUGCAGCGCGUGGCUGUGGGAUUGGAAAGUUUAGUCGAAGUGAUGGUCAGCAUCAUCAUCACCACUGUAAUCACUGAUAUUCCGGUCGCGCGUCUGAAAAUACCAGACUGGUCAGGUGUUGGAAACUAUACAGAAUGGGAGGCUGGCACAUGGGUCUAUCUUGAAGUAUUUUAGCAGAGCGUUUGAGGUUCUGGACCUCUCUUUUAUCCAACUUUUUCGUGGAAUGCGUGUAGAGGAAUGGAAGAAGAAAGGAAAGUAAAGGGUU